CGGUGCGGGUGCGGGGCCGGGCAGGGCGCACGGCGGGAGAUGGCGGCGGCGGAGCUGCAGGAGCUGCGGGCGCUGGUGGAGCGGGCGGGCGGCCGGCGGGCAGUGCUGCUGGUGGCCGAGGUGGCGGAGGGGGCCCCGGCGGCGCCCGCGCUGGCCGCCUUCGCCCGCGACCUCCUGGGCGACGAGGCGCCGCGGGACGCGGCGGUGCUGGACGCGGCGCUGCGGCGGCACUUUCCGGCGCCCGGCACGGUGCAGGCGGCCCGGUAUAGCCCCGGCAGCCCUGGCGACUGCCGCGCCGCCGCCUGCCGCGCCCUGCGGGCCGCCCUGCAGCACCCCGCAGAAGAGAUGAAAGACAGGGAGAGGUGGAGGAUCCCCUUYUUCCUGCAGUGCAUUUCUUGGAACCAGAGGAGCUGGAGAAAAGAUCACGAAGCAAAAGCUGAAAACAACAUUCAUGAAGAUGACCUGCAGGACCUUGAGGAAGAAGUGGCUCUGGCAAGCCUGUCCCCSAAUGGAAACUGUGAAGAAGCUGCUGGAGGCAAGGGAACUUAGAGCUGCUGGGCAUCACCCAGCACAAUCCACAUCCCAGAUCUGCCCAGUGGAUUUGGAGCAGUGGGAGGAGGAGCUGGUGCACRUCCACUCACCCUCUCCUCCAAAAACCCACAGCUCCAGGGAAAAACUGCUUKCUUGAACUCAUCAGGGUCUUUUGUAGUUGACAGCCCCUGGGGUCUGUGCGAGACGAGCCAUACCCUGCUGUGCCCUGCUGCCCUGGGGCAUCUGGAGCUGCUGCUGGACACUGGGCUUUUGAGAAGCCCUUCAGGGAUGUAUGCCAUAUCCUGGGCAAAAUGACUUUGGGACUUUGACAGUGAAAUGCARCCACUUGUUUGCAGAAUGAGGAAUGUUUCCUAAUUCUGAGCAAAAUCCCCUGCUGAGGUUGCUGGGGCUGGCCUCCCUGACAGACUGAUUCUGCUGCCUUGUUUUCCUGCUUUACUGGUGCUUGGAAGUUCCUGCAAUCUUUGUGAUCAGGRAAAAAAAYAMCACAAAACCAAAAGAAAAAAAUCCCAAGUAACAGCGUGUCUUGGAGACUCUGCAGGGACACUAAAUAUGAGGUGUUGGAUCUACCAGCUACUGAAAAGGUUUGAGUGUAACAGUGUAACAUGAAAAAUGAAGUAACAUCCCACCAUGGGUAGCAAGAAUAACACAAAAGAUACUGAGAGUAAUGGCAUCUCGAUCAGAGCAUGCCUUGGGAGCAGGAUCUGUGCCUCUGGCUUAUCCUGGUGCUMACAGACUGACUGAGGGACUGUCUGGGCUGGAGGGGUGGCAUKUAGGCACUAAGGUGUGACUGGUGCUGGAUGGGGUUACAGGAAAGGCCCAUCUUACCUGGGACAUCUCCACGGAUAUGUGGUAAAACAUCUUGGAGGUAACCUGCAGGACAACAAGUKGYGGUUGCUUCA
This is a messenger RNA of Malurus melanocephalus (red-backed fairy wren), 1451 nucleotides long. RefSeq names its product chromosome unknown C2orf72 homolog (gene CUNH2orf72). The coding region runs from base 40 to 549 and encodes 169 amino acids. NCBI's taxonomy places the organism in Eukaryota, Metazoa, Chordata, Aves, Passeriformes, Maluridae. The transcript is spliced from 4 exons. The record is from RefSeq and is a predicted model, not a curated record.